AUGGAAAUAAAAGUUUUUAAUGAUUUAGUCCACGGUCACAUGAUGUUUCAUCCUCUAAUUUCUGUUGUAAUUGAUACAAGACAAUUACAAAGGCUGAGAAAUUUAAAACAGUUGGGAGGUUGUUAUUUUAUUUUUCCUUCUGCUUCUCAUAAUCGUUUUGAACAUUGUUUAGGGACGGCUCACAUCGCGGGAAAACUUUUCGACAGUUUGCGACAAAAACGUAAUUUUUUAAACGACGAUGAAAAAAUAACGUGGGAGAAGAAUAAACUUUGCGUGCAAAUCGCGGGAUUGUGUCACGACGUCGGUCACGGUCCGUUUUCACACACUUGGGAAAAAUUUCGACGAAGAGUUGAUCCGGAUGAUAAUUGGUCGCACGAAUUGGAGUCGAUAAUGAUAUUCGAUGAAUUAUUGAAUGAAAAAAUAUCACCAACAAAAAAUUUCAACGGUCAAAAUUUAGAAACCGUUAAAAACGCAUUCGAAUAUUACGGUUUAAAUUCGAGUCAUGUGGAACUUAUAAAAAAAAUGAUUUUAGGAAACGAAACGACAAAAAAUUAUCUAUUUCAAAUUAUUAGUAAUAAAAAUAAUGAUAUCGACGUUGACAAAUGGGAUUAUUUAGCUCGUGAUAGUGUAAUGCUUAACGUUCCUGUAGGAUUCGAUUAUCGGCGUUUAUUGAAUUUUUGUCAAAUAUUAAAAAAUGACGAUGGAGAAGAAGAAAUUUGUUACAGAGAAAAAGAAUGUUCUGUUAUAAUUGAAAUGUUUUUAUCACGAGGAAGACUUCACGACAAGGCUUACCAACAUAUAAAAGUUAAAAUUGUUGAAGAAAUGUUGAUUGAUGCUUUUGUAUUGGCAAACGACAGGUUAAAACUGACCGAGACUCCCAUAACGGAAUUAACGGAUCACAUUUUUCAAAAAAUUCUUUACGAAAAAUUUGACGACGAAAACAUGUUGAAAGCAAAAAAUAUAUUAAGAAGAAUAGAAAGUAGAAAUUUUUACAAAUGUAUCGUUAAGGAAUCAUUCGAGGGGGAAAUCCCGAAUUUUAAAUUAAUUUAUCAAAAUUUGAAAAGUGUGCCUAAUUUAAAACCUUACAUAAACGACCUGUUGAUAACUUCAAUUCACUUAGACAUGACGGUAUCGAACAAGGAAAAAGCAUUAAAAAAUGUUUUGGUUUAUAGAAAGGAAGAAAGUAAAGAUUUGGAAUGUAAAAAAUUUGAUUGGUGUAAAUAUCAGGAUCCUUUAACUCCUAACUUAGCUCAACUUAAAAGGCAUCAAAUUUUAAUACUUUACAAAGGAGAAAAAGAAUUGUUAAAAUCAUUAAAAGAAGAAUUAAAAAAUCACGUUCAAAGGAUUCUAGUCGACUUGUUGCCUUAUUAA
Messenger RNA from Pediculus humanus corporis (human body louse), 1371 nucleotides. Its product is annotated as SAM domain and HD domain-containing protein, putative. The record is from RefSeq and is a predicted model, not a curated record. The transcript has 8 exons. Gene Ontology annotation, molecular function: dGTPase activity. Bases 1 to 1371 code for a protein of 456 amino acids. Gene Ontology annotation, biological process: regulation of innate immune response; dGTP catabolic process; defense response to virus. Lineage: Eukaryota; Metazoa; Arthropoda; Insecta; Psocodea; Pediculidae. Gene Ontology annotation, cellular component: nucleus.